AUGGAGGCCCUACCGUCACUUCGGAGAUAUGCCCUUACACAUAGCCGACGACCCCUGCGACAGACGGCUCCUUUGUUCCUGGACUUCCUAGCCCCGUCCGCCCCGCGACCGCCUUCAUCUCGUUACUUCUCCUCCGCACCGUCUACAUCAUCCAACGGAACCGAUGGCUCCGAAGCAGUCCCCAAGACGUCUACAGGAAAACCCAGAUACAUUCUCACCAAAAAACAACGAGAGUACCUGGAUAGUGCGAUUCGGGUCAACCAAGCCGGUGAACUCGCAGCGACGCUCAUCUACGCCGCUCAGACGCCGCCCGUGGUGCGGUCACAUCCUCAUCUGCGACCCCUGAUGAAGCACAUGUACGACCAAGAAGCGGGCCAUUUCUCUGCGUUCAACCAAUUGGUGGCGAAGCACCGCGUCCGGCCUACAGUGAUGUAUCCGAUCUGGGAGCUCGCGGCCACGUUCCUGGGCUGGUCCACCGGUAUUAUGGGCCGAGAAGCAGCGAUGGCAUGUACAGAAGCAGUCGAGACGGAAAUCGGCUCUCACUACAACGAGCAGGUGGCCGAGAUUCUCAGGUGGAUGGAGGAGGCUGAGCAGCGCGGCGAGGAGGUCGACGACGAGCUUAAGGAUCUGGUAGCGUUGUUGCGAAAGACCCGAGACGAGGAAUUGGAGCAUCUGGACCAUGCAGUAGAAAACGAUUCCAAGGAAGCCAAGCCAUAUGAACCGCUGGUUAACAUCAUCCGAUAUGGGUGCCGAGCUGCAAUCAAGAUAAGCGAACGGAUAUGA
This is a messenger RNA of Rasamsonia emersonii CBS 393.64, 783 nucleotides long. Its product is annotated as Ubiquinone biosynthesis protein Coq7. The record is from RefSeq and is a predicted model, not a curated record. NCBI's taxonomy places the organism in Eukaryota, Fungi, Ascomycota, Eurotiomycetes, Eurotiales, Trichocomaceae. Gene Ontology annotation, molecular function: 3-demethoxyubiquinol 3-hydroxylase activity. Gene Ontology annotation, biological process: ubiquinone biosynthetic process. Gene Ontology annotation, cellular component: mitochondrial inner membrane. The transcript has a single exon. Bases 1 to 783 code for a protein of 260 amino acids.